GCUUGAUUUAAAAGGAUCAUUAUUGGUAAAAGAAAAAAAGUCUACCGCCCUCCCCAUACCUUCGCUCACAAUUCUACUGUACUAAAUUAAAUCAUAAUGACAUAAACUACUUCACAAGUCUCCCAUGUGUAAGCAAAAACCGAAUCCUUCAACUCUAUAUUCAUUAAUAUUCAACCUCACCUUCUCUCUUCAUUAAUGAGAAGUAUACUUUUACUCACUUUUCCCAUUAGAUUCAACCUAUCAACUAACCUUCAAAGUUGAUCAAUCUUGAUGAGAGUGAAAAAAUAAGGCAAAUUAAAACCUAUAUUUUCAUUUUAGUGCUCACAAAUAUUGACUACUCCUCAUUCCAUUGAUGCAUGUUGAGGCUUCUAAGCAUACUCUCCUUUAACAUAAUAAUACUUGUUAUUAUUAUGUCCUUGAAAGUUGUCUUUUCCAUCCUUUGGCUAUCACUUGCCCUCCUCUUUCUCCAUGAAUUCUAUAGCUACAACAACAAUAAGAUUGGGGUAGCCCUUUCUUCAUCAAAUGGUCAUAGAAAAACAUUAGCUAGUCAUUAUGAUUUUACCCCAUUCGACCGCCGCCGCCAACAACAUUCACCGGAGGUCCCCGGCGAGGCAAGAGGACGAGAGGUUGACCCGCGUUACGGCGUCGACAAACGCCUCGUCCCCUCCGGUCCAAAUCCAUUGCACAACUAGAGGCCUCCGCCGCCGCCGUGGAACUUCAUGCGGCGACGAAGAAACGUAACGUACAAGCGAUGUAUGGAUAGAUAUUCAGUAUCAUCGUUCAUUCUAUAAUAUGGGAGCUGAGGAUGGAAUCCUUUAUAGUACGUACGGUGCAGAGAUUCAAGAGAGGCCGGGUAUUUGAUGGAAUUGAAGUUCAUACUGCGUAUAAUGUAUUUGACUAUUUGAGUGAGAUGAUCUGUAGAUUAUAUAAAUAGUGGCAUGGAAAAGAUGUUGCACUUUGUCAAAAUGAAAACAUGUGUAUCAAUCCUGUAUAUAUAAUCAAAUAUUGGCCUUAUCUUAUCAUGCUGAUUAAUGCUCCGCGGCCGUAUAAUUGUUACAUUUUGAAGUUGAUAUAUCUGUUGCAUUCUAUCAAUAUGAUAUACGGAGAAUACAUUAUUGUCGGA
Cuscuta epithymum is the source of this 1123-nucleotide messenger RNA. NCBI's taxonomy places the organism in Eukaryota, Viridiplantae, Streptophyta, Magnoliopsida, Solanales, Convolvulaceae. The record is from the annotation of a GenBank genome assembly.